Glarea lozoyensis ATCC 20868 is the source of this 1950-nucleotide messenger RNA. RefSeq lists its product as uncharacterized. The coding region runs from base 1 to 1950 and encodes 649 amino acids. Gene Ontology annotation, biological process: nucleobase transport; transmembrane transport. The record is from RefSeq and is a predicted model, not a curated record. NCBI's taxonomy places the organism in Eukaryota, Fungi, Ascomycota, Leotiomycetes, Helotiales, Helotiaceae. Gene Ontology annotation, cellular component: plasma membrane. Gene Ontology annotation, molecular function: nucleobase transmembrane transporter activity. The transcript has 2 exons.
AUGUCCCCACGAGAAUUGGGAGGAACCAGCAAGUCAAUCGCAGACAAGUUCGACAUUACUACUACUGGGCCAGCUCAAGAAAGCGAAACUGCACCUCUCCUUGCGAGUUCGUCGAGGCCAUCCAACCUCCAUUCUCCGAGACGUCAUAGUACAAAUACUCUCAAGCGAGCUCCAGCGAGUCGCCAAUUCAUCGACGCUCAAAGGACAACACAUUCCCACGACGUCCUUCAUUUUCACUCCUCAGACGAACCUACGUAUUUCGAUUUCAUCAUGGAGAAGGUCAAAAACACCAAGUUGGCCUACUAUGUAGACAAACUCGCCGUGGAGAGCGAGCCGGGUCUCACCAAUGCCCAGCUGAUGUUAAACAACCACGAUUUGAAACCGGUAGAGCCAGCUCGACGACUAUGGGGUCCCUGGAAUUUUGUGGGCUUCUGGGUGGCCGAUUCCUUCAACAUCAACACCUGGAUGAUUUCGUCGUCCAUGAUUGUUUCUUCCGGUCUCUCGUGGUGGCAGUCGUGGAUCUGUGUCUGGCUAGGCUACUCCAUUGCAGCUUGCUUUAUUGUGAUGACGGGACGUAUCGGUGCGACCUACCACAUCUCCUUUCCCGUGGUCGCUCGUUCCUCGUUUGGAAUCUGGGGUGCUCUGUGGCCGGUGUUCAAUCGAGCAGCGAUGGCUUGUAUCUGGUACGGUGUGCAGGCAUGGAUUGGAGGCAAUUGUGUCAAGCUCAUGAUCUCUUCCAUUUGGCCAUCGUUCGAAAAGAUUCCAAACGGUAUUCCAAACUCGGGUACGACGACGAUGGAUUUCGUUGCCUUCUUCCUGUUCUGGGCUGGAUCCUUACCCGCGAUCUGGUUUCCAGUCCACCAAAUCCGCCAUUUGUUUACUGCUAAAGCAAUCGUGGUCCCUACUGCCGGAUUGGCCUUCUUUAUUUGGGCUAUCGUUCGGGCUCAUGGUCUGGGACCCAUCGUCCAUCAACCUGCGGAGGCCAGCGGCUCCAAGUUGGGCUGGGGGAUGGUAAUGGGAAUCAUGUCUUCAAUUGCCAAUUUCGCAACCCUCAUCGUUAACGACCCCGAUUUCGCUCGUUUCGCUAAGAAACCAAAGGAUGCCUUCUGGUCGCAAUUGUUCACAAUUCCUCUCGGUUUCGCCAUUACCUCUUUCAUCGGCAUUAUUGUGUCUUCGUCCUCUACCGUUAUUUUCAAAGGCGACCCAAUCUGGAACCCUCUUGAGCUCCUUCAGUCAUUCCUGAACGAGGGCGGAUCCAAGAAUCGCGCCGGUGUGUUCUUUAUUGCUAGCGCAUUCUGUCUUGCCCAACUUGGCACCAAUAUUGCAGCCAAUUCUGUUUCAGCGGGAACCGACAUGACAGCCCUCCUCCCACGGUACCUCAACAUUCGACGCGGCGGUUAUGUCUGUGCUCUUGUCGGUCUUGUGAUGUGCCCAUGGAAUCUUCUCUCCUCGGCGAACAACUUUACUACUUACCUGUCUGCUUAUUCCGUAUUCCUUUCCUCCAUUGCUGGUGUCAUCAUUUGUGACUACUAUAUUGUGCGAAAAGGCUACCUCGAGGUCAAGGAACUGUACUCUGCCAGAGCCAACUCACCGUACUACUUUACCUUUGGGUUCCACUGGCGCGGUUACACUGCUUAUAUUUGCGGCAUUCUCAUCAACAUCGUUGGCUUUGUCGGUGCGAUCGGUAAACCAGUACCUAUGGGUGCAACGUACAUCUAUCGUCUGAACUUCUUCUGUGGAUUCAUUGUUGCUUCUGGUAGCUAUUGGGCACUAUGCAAAUUCUUCCCGGUCCCUGCCACGAGCGAUGUAUGGAUGGAGGUUGGGGAAGAUAUUACCGAAGUCAGCAUGGCUUACGACAACGACUCCGGGGAAGUGUACAGGGAGGGAAGCAGAGACAGUGGAGCUAAGGGAUUUUCUGCCGGAGAAGCGAAGAUGGAUUUGGAACGAUAA